Gloeophyllum trabeum ATCC 11539 is the source of this 741-nucleotide messenger RNA. RefSeq lists its product as uncharacterized. The record is from RefSeq and is a predicted model, not a curated record. The transcript is spliced from 5 exons. NCBI's taxonomy places the organism in Eukaryota, Fungi, Basidiomycota, Agaricomycetes, Gloeophyllales, Gloeophyllaceae. Bases 1 to 741 code for a protein of 246 amino acids.
AUGGCUGAAUUCAGAUAUCCGUACGAGCCGAGCGAUAUGGCUCUGGAUUGGCGUGUCGCUCUGCAUUUGUCCAAAAAGGCUCGAGUGGCGCGAGCUCUCGAAGAUAUUUAUAGUUGGAGAUGCAAGGAUCGGACGUCAAGGACGUCCAAGCUCAGCGAGAUCGAGGCCCUGCGAUUCCAGCGCUCCGUAUAUCGCCUUUCGCUGCUCUCCUCUGCCUACGGAGUUGGCUUGGACUACAGGCGGCCCGAGAGCGAUUCCGCCUUCUUGCGUCAGCUUCCCACAUCUCAGCUGGAAGAGCUUUGGGAGACGAUAGUUUUCUUGGGGAACCUAUCGCUUUGGACCUCCCGAAUCGAAGCGUGGUCUCUCGGGGCAUACGAAACUGGAGAAGGGGAAGGUGCCGAUGCAGAUCAAUGGCCAGCCUUGGGAGCAUACGUCGGGCCGGAGAUGGUACUGGAUGGGUUUCAACGGUCCUCGAUAGCUGAAGUCCGCAAGUAUGAGGUAUACUCGUAUUCGUACCGGGACUUCUUGCCUGUCUCGCUCAUCGCGUCUGAUACGGUAGGAAUGGGUACCAUUGCGUUGCCCAAGGUCGUGAUGCGAGGCACGCCCUCCUCUUUAGACAUCUCUGCGAGCCCGCCGGGACUCGCACGUCGAACAAAUAACGUGUCCCCUCGAAUCGCCGUGCCUCGACACGCCAAGCUCCCUAGUCUCGUGGCGGCGGAUAGCAUGAUGUGCAAAUCCUAG